UGGGCCGCACGCAAAAAUGCCCCGGGGCGAGGAGCGCGGACCUAGUCAGAGCAGCGGAGGGUGUUUUUUGAAGGGAAGCAGAAGCGGCAGAGCUCCGGGAAUAAAAAAAAAUCUGUAUACACGGGAGGGGGGGUAAAAAAUAUGUCGGCGUUUUUGGGGCAGAGGAGGAUUGUGGAAAAGCAAAAGGCGAGAGCUAGAAACGAGGCCCGACAGUUGUAAUGUUAGCGCUGAGGGGAGGGGAAGGAGAGGGCAGCUGUCCCCGCUUGAUUGAUUGACUGAUGUGGGAAGGAUUUGAGGAUCAACCGGGGCUUGCCUGGUUGGCCACCUGUCCCUGCUCUCUAUAAUGCCCCAGUGUUUGCAGCAACUGCAGUGAACGUGAUGGCAGCCCAGUCGGUUUCCAUAGACAAGUACCCAAAGGGAGAGCAGCAGAUGCAAGGUGUGAAUGUGAUAAAGGUAGGCGACGAUUCCGAGCAGAAGUUUUUAGAGGGGACGUUGGCAGAGGCGCCCAGCCCGGCACCCACAGAGCCACAGACACCCAUGGACGCGGACAAAGCAUCCAUAUAUCGGCAUCCCCUGUUCCCCCUCCUGGCCCUGCUGUUUGAGAAGUGUGAACAGUCCACGCUGAGCUCUGAUUGUAUCACCUCGGCGAGCUUCGACGUGGACAUUGAGAACUUUGUCCGCUGUCAGGAGAAGGAGGGCAAACCCUUCUUCAGCGAGGACCCUGAACUCGACAACUUGAUGGUGAAAGCCAUCCAGGUGCUGCGGAUCCACCUGCUGGAGCUGGAGAAGGUGAGUGACCUGUGUAAGGACUUCUGCAGCCGCUACAUCGCCUGCCUCAAGACUAAGAUGAACAGCGAGACUCUGCUGAGUGGAGACCCAGGGAGCCCGUACUCCCCCGUACAAGGACAGGUCCAGGGCUUUUCACCUACCAAGACUCCGGUAUGGACUACCCCCAGCUCUAUCUCAGGGACCAUCAGUCCCCAGGGUCAAAUUGUGGUGCCAGCAUCGGCCCUGCAGCAAGGGAACGUUACGGUAACAGCCGUCAACCCCAGCCAGAUGGUUGCAGGUAUGUCACCAUGGCAUACAACCCCUCCCUCAGGUGGCACGGUGUACCAGCCUGUUACAGUCGUCACUCCUCAGGGCCAGGUGGUAACACAGGCUCUUUCUCCCGGGACAAUACGCGUCCAAAACAAUCAGCUCCAGCUGCAGUUUCACCAGGACUUAAACCUCUUUAAUCACGACGACAACUCAACCAAGAACAAACGUGGCGUUCUACCCAAACACGCCACCAAUGUCAUGCGCUCGUGGCUCUUCCAACACAUCGGGCACCCGUAUCCAACAGAAGAUGAAAAGAAACAGAUUGCCACUCAGACAAACCUGACACUUCUGCAGGUCAACAACUGGUUUAUAAAUGCACGGAGGCGGAUCCUGCAGCCCAUGCUGGACGCCAGCUCCUCUGAGACGCCAAAAUCCAAGAAGAAGACACCUCAGAACCGGCCACUGCAGCGCUUCUGGCCUGACUCCAUCGCCACAGGGGGAGGCACCCAGCAGCAAGUUACCAUGCCAGACGGCACAAUGGUGACGAUGAACAUGGAGGGUCUGCAGAGCCUGACGUCAGACGGCGCCACACUGGCGGUACAGCAGGUGAUGAUGGGAGGCCACAGUGAAGACGAGUCGGGGGAUAGCGGAGAUGAGGACGAUGAUGCAGACAUGGCCGGGCUGGGCCUGGACAACAGCGACUCAUUGCAGUAGAGGACACACUCCCUCACACUCUGUUCUACACAUACACUGCCUUGCAAAAGUAUUCAUCCCCCGUUUUUCUUUUUUUGACGUUUUCCCCUAUUUUGUUUGCAUUGCAGCCUGUAAUUUAAACAUUUUUAAUUUGGAUUACAUGUAACGGACCUACAGAAAGUAGUAAAAAUUGGUAAAAAUGAAAAGAAGAAGAAAAAACUUGCCAAAAGGCCUGUUGGAGACAAAGGCCCCCCUCCAGACAUGUUUAAAGUAUGUAAGAACAAUCUGCCAUGAUUAAUAUUUUCUUCAACAUGGUUUUCACAUAAAAAGUCAAAGGGGCUGGAAUCACCUCUUUCAGAAUGUAGGUGCAGCUCACUUCUCUUAAAUUGGAUCCCCGGCUCCUCCACUUGCCUCCCUACCUCGUGUCUUAGUCCGUCCCACCGAGGAAGCACAGGAGAGACGCAAGGAAAUCACGGGAGGAGAGAGGAAACCAGUUUUUAGAGGGAUGAGACGUCCUUAACCCUGAAGUGUCACGUUAAUUUGUCAGCUGAACGGGCUAGGUUAGGGCCAGAACAACUUCCGGUUCAGACAGGACGCUGCGUGGCCGAGGCGAAUAGUUUCGGCGUUCUGUCUGAACUCAACCUCAGUCAGACUCCAAUGAAGAGUCUGUUGUGCACUAAAAUCGGUGACUAGAAGAUGUAUCAGAAUGGUUAAGUGUAGUUAGCAUCUUUUGUUUGUUUAUGUCUGUUAGCUUAUAACUGUCAGUGGCAGACAGCUACGAUGACACUGUGUUUUUGCUCUCUGUAGUGACUGUCUUGGCUGGCUUUUGCGUAUUAGAUAGAGAUUGGUUCACGGAUUAGUGACGUACCUAAUCUAGUUUGCACGGGGUAGGUUUGAGUCUCAGAUUUCAGGGAAUUGCACAAGCAUCUCCCCAUUCAGGAGAGGAAUGUGAAAACACCUCUCUGGUGACAAAGUUUGCACAGAUACAAGCAGGCCUCCAGGAAGAGCGCUCUGCCUUGGAGCCCGUUUUGUCCAGUGGCCAGUAGCAGCAUCGCAAUGACUUACACCGCUAAUUCAUGGACUUUUUAUAUUUGAAAACCUCCCGAGAUCCGGAAAAGGUGAUUUUUAAAAACCUGCGAUGUCAGAGGGAGAAACACUACUGCGCAUAUUUAGUGGGCCGCAUAUCACGGAAGUAAACCUGGAAACUU
Molecule: messenger RNA, 2939 nt
Organism: Sander lucioperca (pikeperch)
Lineage: Eukaryota; Metazoa; Chordata; Actinopteri; Perciformes; Percidae
Gene: pknox1.1
Product: pbx/knotted 1 homeobox 1.1
Exons: 11
Coding region: 379-1752 (457 amino acids)
Biological process (GO): angiogenesis; regulation of transcription by RNA polymerase II
Molecular function (GO): RNA polymerase II cis-regulatory region sequence-specific DNA binding; DNA-binding transcription factor activity, RNA polymerase II-specific
Source: RefSeq, a predicted model, not a curated record